GGAAUUAACCAAAUUUAAUUCCUUUCCAUGCUUACACAUGGCCUCUCCUCUUCCCCUAAACGUGCCUGUGCCUUCUGUCACCCCAAAAACUGAGUCUCAUCAUAACUGUUACAGAAGCUCUCUUCUACUUUUCUUCACACACACCCAACAUUCAUAUCUAGAUCUCUAUAUAUUUUCCUUUCCCCAUUCAUCAUCUGGGUUGGUCUUACAGUCAUGAUCUUUAUCAAUAUUCUAUAUGUCAUGCAUGCAUAGAUCAUACAUGGAAAAUUUGCUUCUUUCUCUUUGUUUUCCAUUACUACUAUUCCUUGUAUUACCACCCACAGAGGCCUUUUACCUUCCCGGAAGCUACCCUCAUCGGUAUGGUGAUGGAGAUUUGUUAUCUGUCAAGGUAAACUCCCUUACAUCCAUUGAGACCGAAAUGCCUUAUGGGUAUUACACUCUUCCCUUCUGCAAGCCUAUUGAUGGUGUCCAGAACAGUAGGGAGAAUCUGGGUGAGCUUCUCAUGGGUGACCGGAUUGAAAGCUCCCCGUAUCGGUUCAAGUCUUAUGUUAAUGAAACAGAUGUGUUUGUAUGCUCCACCGGGCCUCUGUCGAAAGAAGAAGCUAGGAUCAUGAAACUUCGUAUCGAUCAAGUUUACCAGGUGAACCACAUUCUUGAUAAUCUUCCUGCCAUUAGGUACACGGAGAAGGGUGGAUUCAGACUCAGAUGGAUAGGGUUUCCUGUGGGGCUGAAUUUCAAUAAUGUGUAUUAUGUCUUCAACCAUCUGAGAUUCAAGGUUCUGGUUAAUAAGUAUGGAGAUGAUCAUGCCAUUUCCCAAGCCUCUGGUGCAAUUGAGGAGGGUGUUGAUGUUGUGAAGAGCUCAAGAACUAGGCAUAAUAACGUGACUCAACGGAUUAUUGUAGGUUUUGAGGUCACUCCAUGCAGUCACAGGCAUGACAUUAAGCAGAUGGGCAAUCUUCAAAUGUAUCAGAAAUUCCCUAGGGGGAUAAACUGUGAUCCAUUGUCGCUGGCCAUGGUGGUGAAGGAAGGAGAGCCCAUUGUUUUCUCUUAUGAAGUCUCCUUCGAGGACAGCGACAUCGAAUGGUUGUCAAGGUGGGAUGCGUAUUUGAAGAUGGAGGGAUCACAAAUUCACUGGUUUUCAAUCCUGAAUUCUCUCAUGGUUGUGGCUUUUCUAGCUGCCAUUGUGCUUGUCAUCUUUCUGAGGACUAUUCGGAGAGAUCUGACACAGUAUGAAGAGAUUGACAAAGAUGCUCAAGCUGAGAUCUCCGAGGAGGUUUCCGGCUGGAAACUUGUUGCAGGAGAUGUCUUCCGGCCUCCCCCAAAUGCAGACUUCUUAUGCAUUUUGGUAGGUGAUGGAGUGCAGAUACUGGGAAUGGCCUUUGUUAUUGUCUUGUUUGCCGCAUUUGGGGUCAUAUCACCAGCUUCCCAUGGAGCCCUCCUCACUGGGAUGCUCUUCUCCUACUUGAUUCUUGGAUUUGUAGCUGGAUAUGUGAGUGUGAAGCUAUGGAGAGCAGUCAGUGGAGGGGAAAGAAAGAAUUGGGCAUCAGUCUCUUGGAGGGCCUCCUGUUUCUUCCCUGGAGUUGCAUUUCUAGUCCUAGUUUCCAUGAAUUCUCUCCUAUGGGGCAGUCAGAGCACUGGGGCAAUACCCUUCUAUCUCUUUGUCAUCCUCCUCCUCCUAUGGUUCUUUGUCUCGGUUCCUCUCACUUUAGUUGGAGGCUACUUCGGACUAAAAUCAAGUUCAAUUGAAUAUCCAGUUAGAAUCAAUCACAUUGCCCGCGAAAUCCCACCACCAAAGUACCCUUCAUGGCUUGUUGUCAUAGGAGCAGGCACUCUCCCUUUUGGUACUCUAUUCAUUGAGCUAUACUUCAUCAUGUCAAGCCUUUGGCUAGGCCAAGUCUACUAUGUCUUCGGGUUUCUUCUUGUAGUGAUGAUACUUCUUGUGAUAGUAUGUGCAGAAGUUGCCCUUGUUCUAACCUACAUGCAUCUUUGUGUGGAGGAUUGGAGAUGGUGGUGGCAGUCCUUUUUUUCGUCUGGUUCAGUGGCGAUAUACAUACUGAUGUACUGUGUCAAUUACCUUGUAUUCGAUCUCCGGAGCCUGAGUGGCCCUGUAUCAGCUACUCUCUAUCUUGGAUACUCUUUUCUCAUGGUUGUUGCAGUGUUGCUUGCAACUGGUUCUGUUGGUUUCCUGUCCUCAUUUUGGUUUGUCUACUUUCUCUUCUCUUCUGUAAAGCUUGACUGAAUAUGAAUCUGGUUCAAAGCCCUUUACAA
Messenger RNA from Vitis riparia (riverbank grape), 2268 nucleotides. RefSeq names its product transmembrane 9 superfamily member 11-like. Bases 236 to 2239 code for a protein of 667 amino acids. The record is from RefSeq and is a predicted model, not a curated record. The transcript has a single exon. Gene Ontology annotation, biological process: protein localization to membrane. Lineage: Eukaryota; Viridiplantae; Streptophyta; Magnoliopsida; Vitales; Vitaceae. Gene Ontology annotation, cellular component: membrane.